Messenger RNA from Phyllostomus discolor (pale spear-nosed bat), 2581 nucleotides. It is a transcript of the gene POFUT3, whose product is annotated as fucosyltransferase 10. Gene Ontology annotation, cellular component: Golgi membrane. Bases 823 to 2259 code for a protein of 478 amino acids. The record is from RefSeq and is a predicted model, not a curated record. Gene Ontology annotation, molecular function: alpha-(1->3)-fucosyltransferase activity. NCBI's taxonomy places the organism in Eukaryota, Metazoa, Chordata, Mammalia, Chiroptera, Phyllostomidae. The transcript has 5 exons.
CAACAUUUAUUGUUUGCUACGAAGAAAUAGGGGCUUAGGAAGACAUGAUAAAUUGUCCAGAUUUAUGCUUCGUAAAACCACAAAGCCAGGACUGGAGCCCCAAGAACUAUCUCCACAUUUUAUGCAGUUAAUAGCUCCUGGGGCUUACUGAAUAGGAGAGGUGCUUUUUAGUUUUUACAGAUUUUUAUUACUUUUUUCCCUGGUAUACCAGCUGACAGAACUACUCUAAACCAUCUUUGAUCAAAGUCUUUUAUUUGUUUAUUUUUUCCUAGUUGUUACAGGAGUAGGUGGAUAGUCCUUAGUCCCGGUAACUCCUACUCCACUUCUCCAUUCCUUUGAGAGCUAGACAGAAGAAAUGACUACAUGUACAUGACUCCUGGAAUUCAGUCUUCUGGGGGCAGAGAAAACUGAGGGGAAACAGAAUUUUAGACUCCGGGCCUGAUUGUGGGCCUGCCACUCUGCUCCAGUGGGCUGUGUGACCUUGGGCAGGUCACUUUGCCUUUCUGGACUUGGCUUCCCUAUCUGUGAGUAAGGAUAACAUGAUCUCCAAGAGUUUUUCGAUGCCUUCUGGUCCGAAGAGUCUCCAGCUGCCCCGAUGACAGCCUGAGAAGACUGCGUGCUGCUUCCUCUCCAUGCCGGGCCAGGCCCGCUCGGUCCCUCGCAGCUCCGUCCUUCAUGGAGACCGGGUCUCAGCAGGGAUGGCAGGGGAGGAAAUUGGCAUCCAGAUGGUUCCUCCCCGUGAAAUUGUCUCGGGCGAUGGGCCGCCUCGACAACACCUGGUAGCCAGGCUCGCCCUCUGUCCGCCACCCAGGGGAGGGCAGCAUGGUGCGGAUUCAGAGGCGGAGGCUUUUGGCAUCUUGCCUGUGCGUCACAGCCACCGUCUUCCUGCUUGGCACACUCCAGGUAGUGGUUGAGCUGGGAAAAUUUGAAAGGAAGAAGUUUAAAAAUUCCAAUUUGCGAGAUGGGCACGCAAAAAUGGGGGAAGAGCCCACACACCUGUACUCAUUCCCUAAGAAGGAAGCUCUGACCUUGACCAGGAAAGAAAAACUGGAAACCGACAGCUACCCCAUCAUGCUCUGGUGGUCCCCGCUGACUGGGGAAACAGGAAGGCUGGGCCAGUGUGGAGCAGACGCUUGUUUCUUCACCAUCAACCGGACCUACCUGCACCAUCCCAUGACCAGAGCCUUCCUCUUCUAUGGUACUGACUUUAACAUAGACAGCUUACCUCUGCCCCGGAAAGCCCAUCAUGACUGGGCCCUUUUUCACGAAGAAUCUCCGAAAAACAAUUAUAAGCUCUUUCAUCAGCCCAUCAUCACUUUGUUCAACUACACUGCCACGUUCAGCCGGCAUUCCCACUUGCCACUGACCACCCAGUACUUGGAGGGCAUAGAAGUCCUGAAGUCACACCGAUACCUGGUCCCUCUGCAGUCCAAAAACAACCUUCGAAAGAGGCUCGCUCCGCUGGUGUAUGUGCAGUCAGACUGUGACCCCCCAUCAGACAGGGACAGCUACGUUCGAGAGCUGAUGACUUACAUUGAGGUCGACUCCUAUGGGGAGUGUUUGCACAACAAAGAUCUCCCUCAGCAGCUGAAAAACCCAGCCUCCAUGGAGGCCGAUGGCUUUUAUAGGAUCAUUGCGCAGUACAAGUUCAUCCUUGCUUUUGAGAACGCAGUGUGCGAUGACUACAUCACGGAGAAGUUGUGGAGGCCCCUGAAACUGGGGGUGGUCCCUGUGUACUAUGGAUCCCCCAGCAUCACGGACUGGCUGCCUAGCAACAGAAGUGCUAUUCUUGUAUCGGAGUUUUCCCACCCCAGAGAGCUGGCAGGUUACAUCAGACGGCUGGACCGUGACGACAGACUGUACGAGGCCUACACGGAGUGGAAGCUGAAGAGGGAGAUCUCUAACCAGCGGCUUGUCACGGCUCUCAGGGAGCGGAAGUGGGGAGUGCAAGACAUCACUCAAGACAACUUCGUCGAUGCCUUUGAGUGUAUGGUGUGCAACAAGGUGUGGGAUAAUAUUAGGCUGCAGGAAAAGGGCUUACCACCCAAACGCUGGACGGCAGAAGCUACCCACCUGAGCUGCCCGGAGCCUGCCACGUUUGCCUUCUCCCCUGCGGCUCCUCGUUGGAGCUCCUUGCGGGAGAUGUGGAUCUCCAGCUUCGAACAGUCCAAGAAGGAGGCCCAGGCACUGAGGUGGCUGGUGGAUAGGAAUCAGAACUUUUCGGCUCAAGACUUUUGGGGCCUAGUAUUCAAGGACUAAUUUCCAAGAGUUUCAGAAUGAUAUAGACUACAGAGUUCUUGAAGUUUAUUUUCUAGGUUGCCUUAAUAUUUGGAUAUAACAGCUACUCUGUGGACUAUCCUUUAGGAUAAGCGUUGCCGCAGCACUCAUUAUGAGCCCUGUGAAAUAAUAGAUGUGAAUGACCCAUAGGGGUCACCUCUCUAUUUUUUUUGUAUGGGAAGGUAAAUACAGUAGUUCUGUCUUAUCUGUAGUUUCGCUUUCCAUGGUUUAAAUUACCCGCGAUCAGUGCAGUCCAAAAAUAUUAACUGGAAAACCCAGAAAUAAACAAGUUGUGAGUUUUAAA